Molecule: messenger RNA, 1046 nt
Organism: Papaver somniferum (opium poppy)
Lineage: Eukaryota; Viridiplantae; Streptophyta; Magnoliopsida; Ranunculales; Papaveraceae
Exons: 2
Coding region: 77-820 (247 amino acids)
Source: RefSeq, a predicted model, not a curated record
ACUACCUACUUCCCUGUUCUCACACUCUUUUUCCUCCUCUAGGGCCUCUCUCCUUCUGUAGUUUGUUUGUCUAGCCAUGGCUGAUUUCUCAUGCUUUUCUGAAAGCGAUGAAUCCACAGUCGAAGACAUCAUCUCACAAGCAAUGGAUCAAUGUGUUCUUGAACAGAUUGCAUCCAUCAAUUUAUCAGGUAUUUCAGACACUUCCCUUCCUACUGAUCUUGAAAGUCGUUUCUCCAAGCUCAAAUCAUUUCCAGGAACCAAUCGUAAACUAGAAAUCCCUCAAAACCCAGUUUCUAAAUCAGUAGAAGAUACACAAAGUUUAUCCCCAAAUCAAAAAAUUGGGUCUCCAUCAAAUCCAAAUCCUAGUUUUGGUCCUACUACUGAUAUCGAAAAGCGAUUUUCCAAACUCAAAUCAUUUCCAGGAACUAAUCCUAAGACUGAAAUCCCUCAAAGCCAAGUGUUAUCCCCAAAUAAAGAAAUUGCUUCUUCACCGUCAAUCUCAAAUCAGGUGAAAAAGAGUUCCAGUUUUGGUUCUAAACCUAAAUCAAAACAAGCGUUUAUUAGAUCUUGUUCUAGUUCUUCUGAUUCUUCUCGAGAAAAUUCAUCUUCAUCUUCAGCAAAGCAAAAUUGUUUCUUUUGGUGUUCUCCGAAAAAGAAAAAGAAGUUAAAAAAAGUGAUGAGAGAACAAGAGAAGAUUAAUAGAGAAGCGGAGAAAAUUGUCGAAUGGGCUAAACAAGCUUCUUCUAGGAUUGAAGUUUCUGAAAUUGAAGAUUUACUAACUGAUGAUGAUUUUGAUGGUGACUGUGGCAGGUUCAAGUGAUGAAAAAUGUUGGUAAUCUCUUAUAAUCAUUUUCUAUAUUAUGUGUUUCAGGGUUGCCAUGAAUCUAUUACAAUCAGCUUUCAUCUUGGUUUAUUGAAUUUGCAUAGAUAUAGAUAGAUGAAAUUAUAUACAUCGAUAUACAAAUGUUAUACUGUAAUAAGAACUAGUGUCAACAUGGGAAUCUCAUUCAGCAGUUCUACCAAUUUAAUCUUGAUAUUGUAGUUCU